AUGAAACCUGCCUGGCAGCUGCAAGGCGGUCUUUCCCAGCGGCUGCGCGGGAAGCUUGAAUCUGCAGCCAUCUUCGCCGUCAAAGUCGCCAGAUCCCCCCAGGCGCAUUUGGACCGUGGUUGGGCAGCCUCCCGCGCCUAUUUAUUUUCGGUCAUUUUCAUAUCCCUCUUGCUCUCCAAAGCCUUCCAUAUCUACGUCCAUAUCAAUGCGCUGACGGUCCUGGCCCGAUCAUAUGAAUGGCGAACAACUCGGGAUCUAGCGGCCGUGUUUAUCACGUUAUUCAGUCUAGGUGUCUCGUCGAUGAUUUCCGCCAACAUCUCCUUUUACAUCCACAUGGGCUCGGAGAUCCAUUGGCACAUGUCGAGUGGCUUCCGCAAGGAGAAGCCCUCCGCCGCGACUGUCCUCUCGGCCCUCUCCAUCGCUAUCCUUCUCGAAACGUCGAUUUUGGUCGGCGGAUUCUACGCAACACCGUAUCUAUCCUGGGUCACCGCAGCUUUCCUGAGGGUCUGGGGUGCAGUCUUGUCCGCCACAUACCGCUACUUCCGCCCCAAUAAGCAAGCUCUGCCACACCCAGAUAUCUAUGAGCAAAUCGCAAUCGACGACUACGAAGUGGGCGAUGAUAACAGCGACUCUGUAUCGCUGCUGGAUGCUCCUCAAGACCCGCCUGUACAGAAGAGUCGGGCAUUGCUGAAGCCCGUUAUCGUCGUAUCGUGCAGCGCAAUUCUACUUUUGCUCCGUGUCGUUCGUCCGCACGACAUGGCUUACAGUUUCCUCUCCGCAUCCUUGCCUCUCGCGCCAUUUGGUGGCCUCAGGUUUGGAUCUUCUCAGCGAACUGUUGCAUCGUUGCCAGGCGAUUACAGCUGGCUAGAGGGCAAAACUGCUCUAGACUCCUUCCCGACAUUCGAUUGGUUACAUACGGGUGAUGCGGCAACUGCCUGGCCGGAUUGGUCUCCCUUCCACAUAAAUCACUUCAACACUACCGACCCUAAAGACUAUGUGUAUGAACACUACAACCCGAUGAAAGAUCCUUUGCACAUUCCCAACCUGCAGAACGACAUUUUGGAGCCAAUCCGCGACGUGCUCCACAGCGGAGAUGUCAAGAUCAAGCAUGUUAUUCUUAUCAAAUUAGAGAGCAAUCGGCAGGACGUGUUUCCCUUCCGUUCCGACUCUUACAUCAUGGAGCACAUAAGAAAGUCCUGGGACGGGAAGAUCCCCGACGAGGUUAUGGAUAAACUCGCCAAUCUCACCCCUAUCGCCGAAAGAUUCACUGGGUUUGAGACUGGGUUCAAGGAGAACAAGGAUCGUCCAAAGCCAUAUGGCGGUCUUAGCGCGAAAAAUGCGUACACAUCUGGUACAUACACCAUGAAGAGUAUUACAGGCACUAUGUGCGGUGUGAGCCCUAUGGCCGUUCAAGACAAUCUUGAAUACUUCCACGAUAUUUACCAGCCUUGCCUGCCGCACAUAUUUGAUGCCUUGACUCAGCAAUCCAACAUCACUAGUGACACUAAGGAUUGGACCUCCUGGCCGUGGUAUUCCAAGUGGAUGCAAUCCCACUAUGGCACCUGGGACCACCAGGAGGACCUUACUCCUACCCUAGGAUUCAAAGAUAUAACGACAAAAGAAUCAAUCAACGAAGCCGGUGCCAUAUAUAUCCCGGAGGAGCCAGAGGAUGAGCAGAAAUAUGGUCACCCGGACCACACACUGAAGAACUAUAUGCGGGAUGCGUUUGCCGAGGCCAAGAAGAAUAACACUCGCCUCUUUAUUGGUCAUCUAACCCACAAUACCCAUACUCCUUGGUUCAAGCCUGGCGACUACGAGGAUUACUUCGGGAAUCGCGCUGGAUGGAACGAGAAUUUGAACCGGUACCUAAAUACCCUGAAGUAUCAGGAUGACUGGUUGGCUACCAUCCUUGAGAUCCUCGCCGAGGCUGGAGUCGCCGAUGAGACCCUACUUGUCAUGGCAGGUGACCAUGGUUUAUCUCUUCCAAAUGACGGUGGUAUCACAGCCAACCAUGACCCCCACGUAGCCAGUUUCCAUGUUCCCCUCCUCUUCGCCCACCCCAAGCUACCCCCGGUUGAAAUCAGGGGCGCCGUCCUCUCGACUCAGAUUCUUCCCAGCAUCCUCGAUAUGCUAAUCGAAACCUCCAAUAUCAACGAACAGUCAGCACACAUAUUGAAGGACCUGCUUCCCUUAUACGAGGGUCAGUCGUUGCUACGUCAACUCAUUCCUGAGCAGGAUAAGAAGCAGGAGUGGCAUUUCUCUACGAUGAACCCUGGAGGAACCUGGGUCUCCAUGCGAGCAGCCUCGAAACCGUACCGUCUAGUCGUCCCGCUUAUCCCGAAUGCCCCGUGGCGAUUCAGUAAUGUUGUCGCCGAUCCCCUCGAGUUCGCUGCCGAAGAAGACCUCGAUGUCGUGACCCUAUUUGAUGUUGUACAGACACGAUACGGGCCCGAAGCCGCCAGGUGGCUUAGCGAGGCUGCCCAUGUGUCACAGUGGUGGAUCGCGGAGAAUCACAAACGCUGGAAGUAUAGUCCUGACGACCCGAGGCCUUGA
Molecule: messenger RNA, 2553 nt
Organism: Penicillium crustosum
Lineage: Eukaryota; Fungi; Ascomycota; Eurotiomycetes; Eurotiales; Aspergillaceae
Exons: 4
Coding region: 1-2553 (850 amino acids)
Source: RefSeq, a predicted model, not a curated record